Molecule: messenger RNA, 192 nt
Organism: Pongo pygmaeus (Bornean orangutan)
Lineage: Eukaryota; Metazoa; Chordata; Mammalia; Primates; Hominidae
Gene: ZNF593OS
Product: ZNF593 opposite strand
Exons: 2
Coding region: 1-192 (63 amino acids)
Source: RefSeq, a predicted model, not a curated record
AUGCGAUUUCGACGCCUGACCCCUGGUUACUUCCGGGUGUUACAGAUGCAGGUAGCUGGUGAGCUGAAGGCAGAGCCCCGAAGUCUGCUGGCGGGAGUUGUGGCUACAGUGCUAGCUGUCCUCGGGCUGGGUGGCUCCUGCUAUGCUGUCUGGAAGAUGGUGGGGCAGCGGCGGGUGCCACGGGCCCCAUAA